This is a messenger RNA of Diuraphis noxia (Russian wheat aphid), 818 nucleotides long. RefSeq lists its product as uncharacterized. The record is from RefSeq and is a predicted model, not a curated record. NCBI's taxonomy places the organism in Eukaryota, Metazoa, Arthropoda, Insecta, Hemiptera, Aphididae.
UAUUAAUGUCAAGCAGUAUCUACGAUAGUCGACUACUAAGUUGAAUUUAUUAUACUUAUAAUAAGUGCAAAUCUAAGGAUUUGUAUUUUAUCGUUACUAUUCGUGUUUUUUUCUUUAGCUGCACUUUGGUCGAAAUGAAGUUUCUAGUGGCAAUGGCCGUUUAUUGCGUCUUGUCUGCGGCGGCGGUGCACUCGGCACCAACGCCUGGAUUCAUAUCGCCCGUGAUCCUGCCCAAAGUGCACGUGGCGUCACCGGACGUGACGGUCGUCAAACAGCCGUACGUGGUGCAGCAAGCCGAACCGGUGUUCAGACACGUCUACUACGCCGGCGACUCGGUGCCGAUGGCUGCCGUGCCGUACGUGUCGCAUCAUCACGUGCAGACCUACCACCAACAGCCAGCCGUACUCGCCGCCUACCACACGGCACCCGCGUACGCACCUGCAGCCGUCAGCUACGUCGUUUGAGCUUCGGCGUCCGAUUGUCGUCGUCGUCGUCACCGUCACCAUCAUAAUAAUAUUAUUAUAUUACAUAUUAUAUUUCACGCACAUGAUUUGCGUGUCUGAUUCGAUCAACGUGUACCGUAGCUCGCACCUACGUAGUACCWAAUGACGAUGUCCUUGCAUUCGACGACACCGACGAAAAUAUUAUAUAAAAUUAUUAUUUAUUAACAGUGCAGCACCGAUGAUUAUAUUAUAUUCAUGAUAGGCGUUAAUAUAGGUCGUGCCCCGCGCGUGAUGUACGCGAAUAAUAUAAUUAAAUGCGAACAUUUUUUUCAUUUAUAUUUUAUUUACAAAUACAAUAACACAACAAUAAUUUUU